AUAAAAUUGAUAGCAUAGCGACAAACAAUAAAAUAAUGAGGAUAUUGGAUUUAUUUGUUCUAACGUCAGGUGUACUGGAAUGUAUGUAUCGCUGUGUUAGAUCGACAACCUAAUAUUUAUUUAUUCGGAACAGUACAUCUGGUUCAACUAGCGAUUGCAUCUCACCUGUUGCAGGCAGUUAAACAUAAAGUCAUACCUUCGUAAUGACAAUGUGUCUAUGUGGUGGGAUGCGGUUAAAAGGAUUCAAACGAAAAGCUUCUAUAAUUCUGUUUGAACAUAAGAGAACAGUUAUCGCUUGAAAAUAUUCGAAACAGAAGUAAGAACGUUUUUAUGUUGAAUGACAAGGAGAGGAUAUUUAUUUUAGAGAAGUUGGAAAGAAUAUUGUGUUAUGAUAAGUUGAAACGCUAUAUCAUGAUUUAAUAGUUGAACAGUGUUUAUGUUCAUUUUAGUUUUGGUUAUAAUAUCAAAUUUCGCUUUAUCGUUACAUUAUUACGUACAAAGGAAGCAUGGAUAUCAUGUAACAUAGAUCUGGGCCAUGGAGUCACAUUACAAAAUAUAAAAUGAAUACAUUAAUGUGUUUUUCGACCGAGAGCAGGAAAUGCUUUCAAACUUCAGUAAAGUGUAUUGGUGAUAAUUGCGCAUUAAGGCGAUGACAUUUAAUGGUGACCGCCGGGACGUUUUACGACCUGAUAUUGCAUAAAUACACCAAGCGAUGUGUGUAUGAUCAUACAGCAAAUGCUUGGACAAUAAAUAUUGGUUGUGUGAACGCCACCGUAAGGCAGAUCGCUUCAUCGAGGGAAACUUUAUGUCUGAUCAUUAAGUCAGGGAGCAGUUUGAGUGACAAGGCGUUGAACAAGUGGAUAAGAAAAUAUUCAUGAGUAACAUAUGUAAGAUAUAAGACAAAUGCUACUAAGAAAAGCAGGAUUAACAAGUUAACUGACCGCACUUUGUGGACAAAGUUUCUACCAGAUAUUAUAUGAUAUGGAUACUUUUAUGUGCGCCUUCCUUGGAAAAUAGUACAGUUACAAAAUGUUCUUUGCUGUUUACUCAGGGAUAACAUCGAUUCCUAUUAUUGUGGCUAUCUUUGGAACUAUAAUUGUUAGUGGUUUCAUUUACGUAAGUUCUUUCUUGAAACCGUCUUCAACUAUUCCAAAACUGUACUUUAAAGAAUCGGCUUUGGCAUCCCACCUUCUAAAGCGAUGCAGACUUAUGAACCGCAAAUUCGAUCCACCGUGGUAUUUAAGGAACGAGCAUGUGCAAACGAUAGUGUCGUAUUUAAUUCCAAAAAUCUCGAAGGAGUUCGACAGAGAAUAUUUGCAGAUCAAAGACCGGGGUGUUGUUGCGCUUGACUGGGCUUUGCAUGUUUCAGUCUACAAAAGAAAGCGGUGUACAGUGUUGAUUAUACUUCCUGGAUUAACAGCGAGCGCAUACGAUGUCUCAAAUAUGUGUAGCCUAGCUGCCCAUAAAGGUUUCAGACCAGUGGUGUUUAAUCCAAGAGGGUUUGGAAACUCGGUGCUAACAACAGCAAAGAUUUUAAGUACCGGUGAUCCGUACGAUAUGCGUGAAGUAGUGAAAUAUAUCCAUGGUCGUUUUCCUAAAGCUUUGGUUUCAAUGGUUGGAUAUGGAACAGGAUGUUCUAUUAUGCUGUCUUAUCUCGGUGAAUUCGGGUCAUCGGCAAAUAUUUGUGCUUCAGCCUGUAUAUCAGCGUGCUUUGAUAGCCCAGAGAGGAUCUCUAAAGGCAUUCAGGGAAUUUACGAUAUAUUUUACAUGUUGAAAUUAAAGUUCAUUUUAAAUGCUCAUUCAAAAACAUUUUCAAAGAUUGUUAAUUUUCAUGAACUCCUUAAUUGUUGGUCUUACAAACGCUUUGAAGAAAUUUUAUAUUCCAAACUGUACAAUAUCUCGAGCGUAGAUGAUUUUAUAGAGCGCAAUAAUCCCCUCAGGGACGCAGACGAAAUCGCCGUUCCCUUACUGUUUAUAAACAGUCUAGACGAUCCAUUUUAUUCUAAAAUGAAAAUUCCAUAUGAACUUUGCAAGUACUAUCCUCAUAUCCUAAUGGUGUCUACAAAUAAGGGCGGCCAUUGUGGAUUUAUUGAUAAACUGUGGGAUGUAAGCUGGGCAGAAACAUUGGCCCUGGAUUAUUUAGAUUCAGUUUUAGAUUUCACAAACAAAGGCCAUAGGAUUAAUUACGGUAAACGGACUGCAAGAUCAACAAUUUGAUACCUAUGUCAAGGAAACAAGAAUAAAUGAUAAAUGUAC
Molecule: messenger RNA, 2256 nt
Organism: Mya arenaria
Lineage: Eukaryota; Metazoa; Mollusca; Bivalvia; Myida; Myidae
Product: protein ABHD15-like
Exons: 1
Coding region: 1030-2217 (395 amino acids)
Molecular function (GO): monoacylglycerol lipase activity; short-chain carboxylesterase activity
Source: RefSeq, a predicted model, not a curated record